GACAGAAUAUGACGUCAUUGUCAAAGUACUUUCCGGGCUCUUUACACGUCUGAGAGAGGCAAGCAGGUGGAAUUAAUUAGAAAUACUAAUUCACUAGUCAUAAAUAUGCGUGAAUGUAUCAGUAUCCACGUUGGCCAGGCCGGCGUUCAGAUUGGGAACGCCUGCUGGGAGUUGUACUGUCUGGAACAUGGAAUCCAACCGAACGGACAAAUGGCCACAGACAAGAAAAUCGGAAAAGCUGACGACUCAUUUGACACUUUCUUCAGCGAGACCUCGUCUGGAAAACACGUCCCUCGGGCUGUGUUUGUUGACCUUGAGCCUACAGUCGUCGAUGAAGUCCGAACAGGAAAAUACCGACAACUGUUCCAUCCGGAAUACCUCUUGACCGGAAAGGAGGACGCGGCAAACAACUACGCCCGAGGACAUUACACCAUCGGGAAGGAGUACGCCGACCCCGUUCUGGAUCUUGUUCGGAAGUUAUCUGACAAUUGUUCCGGACUUCAAGGUUUCCUGAUAUUCCACAGCUUUGGAGGAGGAACUGGUUCUGGCUUCGCGUCCUUGUUAAUGGAACGUCUGAGCGUUGAUUACGGCAAGAAGUCAAAAUUGGAGUUUGCGGUAUAUCCCGCGCCGCAGGUGUCCACCUCUGUUGUGGAGCCCUACAACUCAAUCCUCACUACCCAUACCACUUUGGAGCAUUCCGACUGCGCUUUCAUGGUCGACAACGAGGCUAUCUAUGACAUCUGUAAACGUAACCUCGACAUUGAGAGCCCGUCGUAUAUCAACCUAAACAGGAUCAUCAGCCAGAUUGUAAGCUCCAUAACAGCCUCACUCCGGUUUGACGGAGCCCUGAAUGUAGACCUUAACGAAUUCCAGACCAACCUGGUCCCUUACCCUCGUAUUCACUUCCCCUUAGCAACCUACGCUCCAAUUAUUUCUGCAGAAAAGGCUUACAACGAACAGUUGGGAGUAGGUGAAAUCACUACAGCCUGUUUUGAACCCCAAAACCAAAUGGUGAAAUGUGACCCUCGAAACGGGAAAUACAUGGCGGUCUGUUUGCUUUACCGAGGUGAUGUCGUGCCGAAGGAUGUCAAUAAAGCCAUUGGAACCAUCAAGACCAAACGAUCAAUCCAGUUCGUAGACUGGUGCCCAACAGGCUUCAAGGUCGGAAUCAACUACCAACCUCCAACUGUAAUCCCUGGGGGUGAUCUGGCAAAAGUACAAAGAGCCGUCUGCAUGUUGAGUAACACAACAGCUAUCUCCGAAGCCUGGGGCCGUCUGAAUCACAAGUUCGACCUUAUGUACGCUCGCCGUGCCUUCGUCCAUUGGUAUGUAGGAGAGGGCAUGGAGGAAGGGGAGUUUGCUGAGGCCCGAGAGGACUUGGCUGCACUGGAGAAGGACUAUGAGGAGGUGGCUGCGUGUGAGGAGGAAGAUGACCAAGAAGAAUAUUGAAUUUAGAAACUAUUGGCAAUAUUGCAGGGAUUCGUUUAAAGACAUAUGUUAUAAAAUGCUAAACACCAUGGAUACCAAGACCAUUGGCCGUAGAUCGUUCCAUAAGUAAUGGUAGUAAACAAUAUAAGACAUGGAAUUUUCCCUGAGAUUAUUCAUUUUAAAUUGACACUACAUCAGAGGCCGUACUGUGGAGAAGGCGGUUAUAUUUAGUGUGGAACUAGAUUCUACGUCAAACCCCUUCAGCUUCCAAACUCCGUGAAUAUGAGGAAAAACCGCCGAAAACGAAUUAAAGAUAAAGUAAUGUUUCCAAACAUAAAUAAGGUGGACUGUAACAGAUCAUAAAUCUGCUAAAGAGCCAAUAAAUGUCCUUUUAUAAACACUGCAACACUAUUUGAAAUGGUAUUAGAUUAACUUGCAUAUAAUAAAACCUACUGUAAAAGUCAUAAAGCUUCACAUUGUUAAAGUCUGUUAAACUUACAAUAAAAAAUUAUUGUCUACUGAACCAAAUCAGCGUAUGAAUAAAAUUUGUAUGUAAAGU
Molecule: messenger RNA, 1987 nt
Organism: Mizuhopecten yessoensis (Yesso scallop)
Lineage: Eukaryota; Metazoa; Mollusca; Bivalvia; Pectinida; Pectinidae
Product: tubulin alpha chain-like
Exons: 3
Coding region: 106-1449 (447 amino acids)
Biological process (GO): mitotic cell cycle; microtubule cytoskeleton organization
Cellular component (GO): cytoplasm; microtubule
Molecular function (GO): GTP binding; structural constituent of cytoskeleton
Source: RefSeq, a predicted model, not a curated record